UUAGAACUUAAAUAAAAAGUGUCUUCAUUAUAUUGAUAUAAUCGCCUACCACUGUACCUAAAAAGAAUAUUUAGUUCUCUAAGUGUUAAGAUGGUUUUUGUUGUUGAGUACAUUUAAUUGAAAAUCUAUAUUUUUCUGUAUUAUUUAAUUGAUUAAUUUGUAUCUGAACCUUUACAAAGUUUACAUCAAACCUGAAAUUGUUCAGUAUUAAUAUUUCAAACUUUUUAGCUUUGGUCAAUUGUUGAUAAUUUGCAAAAUUGUUCUAAAUGCAUAUUAUUAUAAUAUCAAAUUAUCUUAGGAAACCGCUAUGUUUAGAUUCAAUUACAGGUUUCCAUAUUGUUGUAUUUUUAUACUUGAACAGAUGGUGUACCAUAUCAGAUUUGCUUUUAUAAAACUUUUAAUUUUGAAGUAUUAACACUGUACAGUAUACAUUACGGUACGUGGAUUAAUCCCGUAUUUACAUGACCGUGUACAAGUCUGAUGUAUUUGUUUGUGUACGUUUUCUACUUUCAAAUUUUGUAAUUUUCUCGUCACUAUUUUCAGAUUAAUAUGGUGAUACGACAAACAGAUACAUAUAUACUAGAAUAAUGUUCAAUUGAAAUUUCUUCAGGUUUGUGAACAAGAUCAAGAUAAAAUCAAGUAUUGUGACGAAUGAACAUUUUCUCCCAGAUAAUGGAGGAUGGAGAGUCGGUUACUGGGUCGGAGGGAACCAUCAGGGAGUCUGAUUCUGAAUAUUCUCUACAUAGUCCGGGAGAAAGAUUACCCCUGCAUGAGGCUGUAUUCCGAAAUGAUAUUGCUGGGUUAGCAGCACUGCUUAGAGAUGCUAAAGUACAGACUUCAAACACACAGAUCCAAGUCGGGUGUAAGGAUAAGCAUGGGAACACAGCGCUACAUCUAGCGGUGAUGUUAGGAAAUAGUAAAUGUGUCCAGCUUCUCCUAUCCCACGGUGCUCCGGUCAAACUAAAGAAUAAGCAUGGUUGGUCGCCUCUAGCAGAAGCAAUUAGUUACGGAGAUCGUCCAACAAUAUCAAGCUUACUCAGACGUUUAAAGAGACAAUCCAAGCUGGAGCUGGAAACCAGACGACCUGAUAUGAUCAAGGGUUUACGUGACCUCGGGGAUUUUUACCUGGAGAUAAAAUGGGAUUUUACCUCCUGGGUACCCCUGGUAUCUAGGAUACUACCCUCGGAUAUAUGCAGGAUUAGUAAAAAGGGAGCUUGUGUACGACUGGACACUACUCUGGUGGAUUUCAAUGACAUGAAAUGGGUCCGAGGAGAUAUUGCUUUCAUCUACAACGGAGAUGCUGGUCCUGAUGCUGAUCUAGCAGUUCUAGACAACCAGGCUGGAGUAUAUCAGUAUGUUCGGAAACAAGAGUCGGAACUUGAGUUUGAGGACGAGGUUGACCUGCUGAUGUCGAGCGAUAUAGUUGCCGGUCAACUUUCAACCAAACCAAUAUCUUUUUCCAGAGAAAAAUCUGGCUGGAUUUGGAAACAGGACAAAGCAGCGAAGCUGGGGAACUAUAUGUCAGAUUUCUAUAGUGUUAACGGAAUGGUUCUUGAAUCUAGGAAACGUAGGGAACACCUUUCUGCUGAGGAUUUACAAAAGAAUAAAGCUUUACUAGACAGCUUCUCGAGAGGAACUCCAGUCGAUGAGGAGACGGAAGAAUGUGAACGACGUGAGUCUCUACCUCCUCCUCAACCAUCAGGGAUAUCCUGGAGGGAGUAUAUUGAAUCUACUCCAGGAUCCCUACCUGCUCUAGGACGGAAACAUGUGACGAAAUCCAGUAAAAAAGCUUUCAAAGCAACCAUUGCCAUGUCAGAGGACUUUCCUAUGAAGGUGGAUAUGCUGCUAGCUGUACUUGAAGUUAUUGCUCCGCAAUUCAAACAUUUUAAUAAAUUAAAAGAAUUUGUUACAAUGCGACUACCACAUGGGUUUCCUGUGCAGGUGAAUAUCCCUGUACUGCCAACUGUGUCGGCCAAAGUCACGUUUACGGACUUUGCUGUCAGAGAGGACCUAGAGGAUUCAUUAUUUGUCAUCCCUUCACACUAUACUCAUGAUCCUACCAGGUUUCCUGAUUUGUGACAUAGCGAUGAAUUGAGUUUAGUUCUUGUAGAUUCUAGAAACAAGAUACUUGUCAAACCAAGCCGCAAACUGCAUUCCUUCAGUUUGUAUGAGAGUUUGCAGUGUACUGAACCUGCAGAGUUUCCGUGUGUGGAUAUUCCUAUACAGUCAAACUUUGGUUCUCUUUAUGGUUCUUCCAUAGCGGUUCUAUUCGACUUCGAGACUUUUCAUCAAUAGCGGUUCUAUUCGACUUCGAGACUUUUCAUCAAUAGCGGUUCUAUUCGACUCCGAGACAGUUCAUCUAUAGCGGUUCUAUUCGACUUCGAGACUUUUCAGCAAUAGCGGUUCUAUUCGACUCCGAGACAGUUCAUCUAUAGCGGUACUUUUCGACUUCGAGACAAUUCAUCA
This is a messenger RNA of Eurytemora carolleeae, 2466 nucleotides long. RefSeq names its product ankyrin repeat domain-containing protein 13C. Bases 652 to 2079 code for a protein of 475 amino acids. Gene Ontology annotation, cellular component: cytoplasm. Lineage: Eukaryota; Metazoa; Arthropoda; Copepoda; Calanoida; Temoridae. The record is from RefSeq and is a predicted model, not a curated record. The transcript is spliced from 21 exons. Gene Ontology annotation, molecular function: protein binding.